Molecule: messenger RNA, 6628 nt
Organism: Oncorhynchus kisutch (coho salmon)
Lineage: Eukaryota; Metazoa; Chordata; Actinopteri; Salmoniformes; Salmonidae
Product: interferon regulatory factor 6
Exons: 12
Coding region: 4001-5491 (496 amino acids)
Biological process (GO): immune system process; regulation of transcription by RNA polymerase II
Cellular component (GO): nucleus
Molecular function (GO): DNA-binding transcription factor activity, RNA polymerase II-specific; protein binding; RNA polymerase II cis-regulatory region sequence-specific DNA binding
Source: RefSeq, a predicted model, not a curated record
GAGGUUGGAGUAGCCAGGAGGAAGGCAUGGCCAGCCGUUGAGAAAUGCUUGUUGAAGUUUUCGAUUAUCAUGGAUUUAUCGGUGGUAGCCUCAGUGCAGUGGGCAGCUGGGAGGAGGUGCUCUUGUUCUCUAUGGACUUUAGUGUACCAAAACACUUUUUGGUGUUAGAGCUACAGGUUGUACAUUUCUGUUUGAAAAAGCUAGCCUUUGCUUUCCUAACCUCCCUUGAGUGUCUCCCCCUUCCAAUCUUUAGGGAUCUCAGAUGAUACGAAAGAGAGGUUGAACAGGUUAGUAAUAUGAGUUGCAAAAAUUCUGGCAGAUAAUUUCAGAAAGAGAGCGUCCAGAUAGUCUAGCCCAGCUAAUUUGUAGGGAUCCAGAUUUUGCAGCUCUUUCAGAACAUCAGCUGUCUGGAUUUGGGUAAAGGAAAAGCGAUUAUCGUAGAUCUAUCGGUGGUGACAGUAUUUCCUAGCCUCAGUGCAGUGGGCAGCUGGGAGGAGGUGCUCUUAUUCUCCAUGGACUUUACAGUGUCCCAGAACCCGGAAAUAGUGGUACAGGAUGCAAAUUUCUGUUUGAAAAAGCUAGCCCUGGCUUUCCUAACUGACUGGGUAUACCUCUUCGGAUAGCCAGAAGAUGGGCCUAGUUCGAGGCUGGCUCAAGGCUAACUGGUGCUUGCUUCAGGACAGAGGUGUUAGCCAGUGGUAGCCACUCGAUUGCAGCUAGCUAGCUGCGAUGAUCCGGUGUAAUGGCCCAGAGUUUGCGGCAGGAAUCCGGUGAUGUGGUGGAGAAAAUCAGUCCGAUAUUGCGCUGUGCAGACUGGCAGGUAUUGACAGAGCUAAAGCUGGCUGGUGACCGAGCUAAAGCCUGAAUUGAAAAUGGAUCUUUUUGGGUGCUGUUCUUUUUGAGGCAUUUGAAAAUUUCCCUGGUAUUUGUGGUGGAAUCUCUGUUUGAAAUUCACCACUUGACUGAGGGACCUGACAGAUAAUUGUAUGUUUGUGGUACAGAGAUGAUUGCACACAGAUCUAUCCAUGUCAUCAAUGAAGUAAACUAUGAGAUGUCAUCCGAGGACCUUACCAACAUGAUGUUUGACAAGAUCGAUAUCAAUGGUGAUGGUAAGCUGGGCCUGGAGGAGUUCAUGGAGGGCAUCCAGAACGAUGAGAAGCUGCUGGAGACACUGACCGAGAGUCUGGACCUCAUACAUCAUCAGCAAGAUCCAGGUCGAGAUGAACCUCUAUUGUUGCAGCACAAGAAGAUUUUAUGAGGAGUACGAGAGUGCCAGAGUGCAAGCGAGAGAGAGAGCCAGUGCGCAGGACAGACUGCCCACGGAGAACACUCAGGGAUACCCAAAAUAAAGACAGAAGCUUCGAGGCACUCUGCUGAACAAAAACUAAUACAUGAAGAAUGGAAGGAUGUCCCUCACUUGCCUCCCUACCACACAUGAUUGCCGAGAAAUAUUGAAGAUUUGGUGAUGUAUCAGUAGUUGAUUGAGACCUUUAUGUAAAGUCAACUAAACAGAUCAAGCAAAACAGUUAAAAUACAGACAACAUUGUUUUAUUGUAGACUAGACCUACGCUAUUAAUGUCUUUCCAAUUUUAACUGACCAACAACAGCUUUACAUCCUAACACACACACACACACACAAGAAAUUAGGCUGAUUUUACUGGCCUAAAAAUAAAUUUGCACGCACAAAGUCCCUGCCGAAACUACGGUGGGGACCUCUUGCCAGUGGCUAGUUUCUGGGUGUGACUGUACCACCACGUAUACAUGUAUACAGUAAAACUUGUAAUGGAUGAGUAACAACGUGUAUACAGUAAAACUUGUAAUGGAUGAGUAACAACGUGUAUACAGUAAAACUUGUAAUGGAUGAGUAACAACCGGGAAAAGGCCUGUCAUAUCUUCAGGCCUCCCUGAAUGCAGGGAGGGAGGCAUUCUUAAAUCAAACAGUAAUCUGUGCUGCUCAGUCAAUUUGUCAACAAGGCAGCAUGGUGCAUCAUCCAGACAUUUACAACAUAUCUUUUCCAUAAAAUAACAUUUUUCAUUGGGAAUGUAGAUAGUGUUUUCAUCCAAAGCAAUCACUUUUGCAUGUGCUUAAUUAUCUCACUUUUGUUUUGAGACGACUUCGCCGUGGGCUUUGAACAGGGUACCUGGCUCACAGCCCAGUUCCGAAUCGAAUGCAAUCAACUACAGCCUUUGCAAAACACACCUACAUUGGUGCCCAGGCGAGAUGUAUCGAACCCCCUCACUGUCAGUGUAAAUGCGUAAAAGGCACAUGGUGUGUGCUAAAUGAAAUUAUAAUCCUGGUGGAUCCAGCCCUGAAUGCUGAUUGCUGUGGUAUAUCAGACCAUAUACCACCAGUAUGACCCCCCCCAAAAAAAAAUUCAGCCCGUAGCCAUGUUAUAUUGUCCAUAUGCCACACAUAUGCCAUAUGUACCUUAUUGCUUAAUUAUAAACUGGUUGGUUUGAGCCCUGAAUACUGAUUGAGUGAAAGCUGUGGUAUAUCAGAAUGUAUAUCAUGGGUAUGACCCCCCAAAAUAUUUGUACUGUUCUAAUUGCGUUUGUAACCAGUUUAUAAUAGCAAUAAGGCACCUCGGGGGAUUGUGGUAUAUGACCAAUAUACCACGACUAAUGGCUGUAUACAGGCACUCCACGUUGCCGUUGCUUGGUGCUUAAGAAGACCAUUGGCCAUAUAUCACACCUAAUCGGGCCUUAUUGCUUAAAUAAAUAACAACAAACUCCAAACUGAUUAUUUCAAAUGGCUUUUGAACUUUUGAAAACAACAAACACAUAUAGCGAUUUACAGAUCAUAUGGUAACACAAUUCAGACAAAUAUUGUGAGUCAUUUAGUCAUCAUGGUCACAAUAAGGCUCCACCGAAAGUGGUGCCACAUUCAAGUCCUAAUCGGAUCUACGAACUCUGACAUGUCCAAUUUGCUAACUGGUUAUAGUUAUACACGUGCCACGUUCAACCAGUUAUCAAGUCGGAAAUGUCCACGUUUCUCUGUUCUGACUAGCACGUGAACGCGACAUAAUCUGGAACGGUGUGCCAGAAUGAAAUGUAUGUGACGUCAAGGUUCUACCUGAGUUUCGUUAAGGGAAGCGGAAAAGGCAUAAACCGCUCGGCCUUCUCCGGACAUUAUCAGAAUUGUUUUCCUGUGAUAAGAAGUAUCCGUGGGUCAUCUAUACGUUUACCUGGAUUGCAAAGGACAUAGAAGUUCCAACGUUUUGGAGAAUAAUAUUUUCCUGAAGUUUGGGAUUCUACCUUCUCCCAGAUCUUAAGUAUCCUACUUCCUGGUCACGUUCAACAGCAGGUACGUUUCACAGCGGUUUCCUAGAUUUGGUUUGUUUGCAACCAUGAAAUAGUUUUAAGUUCGUAACUUGAUUAAAAAAUAAUAAUAAUUGAAAUCAUUACUAACAAUUUAUUUGUGAAAAAAAAGUAGCCACUGGUCUUUCGUAUGUUGCUCGAAUUUACAGUGCGAGCAAGUGGUUGGAGGCAUAACAUACAACAACAUGUUACAACAGUCUGUAGCCUAUCCUAAUGGAUUGUUUGCUGGGAAGAAGUCCACCUUAUGGUUCAUUCAUUUGAAUUAAUGUAUUAACUUUGGACAUUGCUUUAUUUAUGUUCCAUGCUCAACCGACCUGUGUAACAACCAUGUCCUGCAGUGGCAUCAUAAGACCAACCAUAUGCACUUUUGGGAGGACCUUUUAAGUAAUAGCUGUAAAUCAGUGAAAUUGCAUUUUAUUCUGGGCUUUUUGAGGUCUGAGUAGAGUAAUGAAAUAAACUGACCUGUAGGCUGACCCGAAGCCACUACAUUUUAAUGUUUGCCUCUCAAAGUGGCCCAAGUCUAUGUUUGAAAUCUUGGUAGCCAUGUAAUGUUGGUCAUCUUGUGCCCGCCUCAGACAAGUUGCGUUAUGUCAUGCCCUUACAGCACAGUUUUUCUGAUACAGUGCUUCUAGUAGAAAUGUUUUGAGAUAUAUUGGUCAGGAUGUCCACAUAAGUGUACCAUAUGGAUAGUAAAUAUCUAACCUGCCCAUUGUGGCCCCCUCCCCAGACAAUAAGCAUGGCGUUGACCCCGCGGCGUGUCCGGCUCAAGCCCUGGCUAGUGGACCAGGUGGACAGUGGGUUCUACCCAGGCCUGGUGUGGAUUGACCGAGACAAUAAGCGCUUCAGGAUCCCCUGGAAACACGCUACACGGCACACCCCCCAGCACGAGGAAGAAAACACUAUUUUUAAGGCCUGGGCGUUAGAGACCGGAAAGUUCCAGGAGGGUAUUGAUGAUCCUGACCCUGCCAAGUGGAAAGCUCAGCUCCGCUGCGCCCUCAACAAGAGCAGAGAGUUCAACCUUGUCUACGACGGCACCAAAGAAGUCCCCAUGAACCCCCUGAAGAUCUACGACAUCUGUGACAUCCCACAGCCCCUCAGUAACCCAGGAUCUUCAGACCCUGGGUCUUGGACACCAAAUGAUGGGGAUGAAGAUGAAUCAGAUGGCUCAGAGCCCCUCCCUCCUUAUCCAAAAUCCAACGGCACCAGCCCCGCUCUUAUGUGGUCUCCACCGGGGUCUGUAUCGCCCCUCCAACCCCCCAGCUGCCCCCCAUCAGUUGAAGUGUGGCCCAAAGAGGAGCCUUUGGAUAUGGAGAUGCAGCCUUCGCCCCUGGAGAUGGCGCCCCCUCCCACACUGGACAUGCCUCCCCCUCCCAUGCCUGACGUGAUGUUCGCCUCCCCAGAGAUGUGGAUCAGCUCCUUGCCUAUGACAGACCUGGAGGUGCAGUUCCAGUACCGUGGUAAGGAGGUGUGUCCAGCCAUGACGGUCAGUAACCCCCAGGGCUGUAGGCUUUUCUACGGGGACCUAGGUCCCAUGGUCAACCAGGAGGAGUUGUUUGGUCCUAUCAGCCUGGAGCAGCUGAGGUUCCCCUCUACUGAGCACAUCGCCAACGACACGCAGAGGGUCUUCACCAACCGCCUGCUGGAUGUCAUGGACCGAGGCCUCGUCCUGGAGAUCAGCGGCCAUGACAUCUAUGCCAUCCGCCUCUGCCAAUGCAAGGUGUACUGGUCAGGCCCUUGCGCCCCCAACCCCAAAGCACCCAACCUCAUAGAGAGGCAGAGGAAGAUCAAGCUGUUCUGUCUGGAGUCCUUUCUCAGUGAUGUGAUAGCCCAUCAGAGGGGCCAGUCGGCCAGCCCUCCUCAGUUUGACAUCAACCUGUGCUUCGGAGAGGAGUGGCCUGACAGCAGACCCAAAGAGAAGAAGCUCAUCAUGGUGCAGAUUAUUCCAGUGGUAGCACGUAUGAUCACUGAGAUGUUCUCAGGCGACUGCAUGCGCUCCUUCGACAGCGGCAGCGUGCGCCUGCAGAUCUCCAUCCCAGACAUCAAGGACAACAUCGUGACCCACCUGAAGCAGCUGUACCGCCUGCUGCAGACCCACCAGGGCCAGGAAGGCUGGCCUCAGGCUCUGGCCCCAGGAGCCGGCAUGCACCUGUCCCCGGCCCUGCAUGCCCAGUGAAGUAGCCUAGUCCACCACGGCCCUACCAGACCAGUCAGUCUCUCUCACACACAGCUCUGUUUGGACACUGCUGCCUCUCUACUGCUGGUCCAAGAGGGGAUCUAUAAUCAGCAAACUAGUACUUAUGUUUAUAGAGGCAUGUUCAUCAGAAUAGGGAGAGGAAUCGCAUUGCUUUAGCUUCUUUUCCCCCUUUAGUUAUUAUGGUCUAUUAUAGGGUUCAUUGGUCCAUGUAUAUAUAUUGUGGUAAAUGCUGCUACCAGGCAUUGUAAUUAUACUGUUACUGUGGCAGUCAGUAAAACAUGGUGUGGUGAUAGUGUCUGUCUGCAGUUGUAAGCUCCAGGGCCUUAAACUAGAGCAGCAUUGUGGGUCAAAGUCCUGUAGGCUGCAAGUCAACAUUGAACAUCGUCAAUGAGUUACAGACAUGACCCUGGUUGCCAGUUACACAAUACAGUCAGUGACUUCUGAAUAAUCAUCAAGCUUUGUCCUGGUCCUUGUUGUUCAUAAAACACGAUCUCAAUCAUGUUUUCUACCUGUUUGAGUGCUAAUGCAUUUUAGUAGAUUUAGUUGAACUUUCAUCAAUAAGUGAUACAUACAUAUACUGUACUUUAAGUUAUCAGUUUAUUAUAAACAAUAUAAAGAAAAAGUAGCAUUGUGGCAUUUGCAUUUUAAGUCAUUUAGCAGACACUUAUCCAGAGCGACUUACAGGAGCAGGUAGGGAUAAGCUCCUUUCUCAAGGGCACAUCAACAGAUUUUUCAACUACUCUGCUCAGGAUUUGAACCAGCGACCUUUCAGUUACUGGCUCCCCGCUCUUAACUGCUAGACUACCUACCGCCCAUGACUGUUGAGAUCCAUUCCUUCAUGUGAUUCUAACUGGUCUUGCUAGGUAUGUGAACAGUUUACUAUAACUUAGUUUUUUGUGAAGAUCAUUUAAAGAUACUAGUAGAGAAAAUCAUUUAAAUGUUGAUGAUUUUCCAGAUGUAUAUCCUACACUUAUCAUUAUAUGGAAUUUAAUCUAUUUGUUUUGGCCUAUGAAAAUAGUAUAAGGGGUGUGCACUUAAUGUUAGAAAGGAUCUCAACUCUUUUUCCCUCUAUUGAUUUGUAUUUUCCUUUUUUUGAAAUAAAAAUGUCCAAAAUUA